AUGUUGCGUUCUUCUCUGGGGGCAGGCAAAAGCCGAGUGCCUGUGUUGCGGCAACCUAGCUAUGGACGCUGGCUAAGGUCCAACAACCCUUCACUUCGGUGGAAUCAAUUUCGGAGAGCUGCAUCGACAGUAACUAACCUCGAGAGCUACCCUAAUGUGGGAGAACAACUUCAUGGUUUCACCGUUCAGGAGAAGAAGCACGUUCCAGAGCUACACCUCACCGCGGUCCGGUUAAAGCAUGACAAAACAGAUGCAGAUUAUCUUCAUGUGGCGAGGGAAGACAAGAACAAUGUGUUUGGGGUGGGAUUCAAGACCAAUCCUCCCGAUGCCACAGGCGUUCCCCAUAUUUUGGAACAUACUACGCUAUGCGGUAGCGAAAAAUAUCCCGUCCGCGAUCCCUUCUUUAAGAUGCUCCCCCGGUCUCUCUCGAAUUUCAUGAAUGCUUUCACCUCCGCUGACCAUACUACUUACCCAUUCGCGACAACGAAUCAGCAAGACUUCCAAAACCUUCUAUCGGUCUACCUGGAUGCCACACUUCACCCGCUGCUCAAGGAAGAAGAUUUCAGACAGGAAGGAUGGCGACUGGGACCGGAAGACCCCCGCGCUGGCAACACCCAGGACGGGAAGCCGGAGGAUGUCUUGUUCAAAGGCGUCGUUUAUAACGAAAUGAAAGGCCAGAUAUCAGACGCAAACUACCUUUAUUAUAUUAAGUAUAGGGAGAGCAUCUUCCCGGCGCUUAAUAACUCUGGAGGAGAUCCCCAGUACAUCACAGACUUGACACACAAGCAACUGGUUGAGUUUUCUAAGCGAAACUAUCAUCCUAGUAACGCCAAAUUCUUGACCUACGGUGAUAUGCCUCUCAGUGCCCAUUUGAAGCAGAUUGGUGAUGUGUUGGACGGUUUUGGGAAGGGAGAGGCUGACACCUCUGUCAAGCUUCCCAUUGACCUUGGCCACGGCCCUUCAAACAUAACUGUUCCAGGACCUAUUGAUACAUUCGCCGACGCAGACAAACAAUAUAAGACCUCAACUUCCUGGUAUCUAGGAGACACAAGCGACGUUGUUGAGACGUUCUCAGCCGGCAUCUUGUCCUCCUUGCUGCUAGAUGGCUAUGGCUCUCCGAUGUACCGCGCAUUGAUCGAGAGCGGCUUGGGCUCGUCAUUUACUCCUAACACUGGCCUUGAUACCUCUGGCAGAGUACCUAUCUUCUCUGUCGGCCUCACUGGCGUUGGCGAGGAGGAUUCUCCAAAGGUCAAAGAAGCUAUUCAGAAGGUGUAUCAGGACAGUCUUUCUGCUGGGUUCAGUGACGAGAAGGUUCAAGGCUUCCUCCACCAGUUAGAACUCGCGCUGAGACACAAAACGGCAAACUUCGGUAUUGGUGUGAUGGAGAAGACUAUUUCCUCAUGGUUCAACGGUGUAAACCCAAUGAAGGAGCUCGCUUGGAAUGAGGUUAUCAACGAAUUCAAAAAGAGAUACCAGCAAGGGGGCUAUCUGGAGUCAUUGAUGCAGAAGUACUUGAUGAACGAGAGUUGCCUGACAUUUACCAUGGUUGGCACGCCUACAUAUCACCAAGAGUUAGACCAGCAGGAAAUGGUUCGGAAGGAAAAUAAGCUCAGUCAACUUGUUGAGCAACAUGGAUCUAUGGAGAAAGCUAUAUCUACUCUCCGGGAGCAGGAGUUGCAGUUGCUCAAGACGCAAGAGGAGGCACAAAAUGCUGACCUCGGAUGCUUACCUUCCCUGCGUGUUGAGGACAUUUCUCGAGAGAAAGAGCGCAAGCCGGUGCGGGAGUCGAAGGUCGACGAUAUCGAUGUUGUCUGGCGCGAGGCCCCCACCAAUGGCCUGACGUAUUUCCAAGCAUUGAAUGCCUUUGAAGACCUCCCGGAUGACCUUCGACUGCUCAUGCCCUUGUUCAACGAUUGCGUUAUGCGUUUGGGCACUGCCAAUAAAACCAUGGAACAAUGGGAAGACCUGAUUAAGCUGAAGACCGGCGGGGUUUCAUCGUCCACAUUCCACACUUCGUCUCCAACUGAACUAGGCAAGUUUAACGAGGGGCUUCAGUUCUCUGGUUUCGCUUUGGAUCAAAAUAUUCCCGACAUGUUAGAAAUUCUGACCACUCUUAUCACGGAGACGGACUUUACUAGUGCCUAUGCGCCAGCUAUGAUCCAGGAAUUAUUGCGACUGACUACAAAUGGCGCACUGGAUAGUGUUGCCGCAUCAGGUCAUCGUUUUGCUCUUAAUACUGCAGCAGCAAGUCUUUCUCGCAGCUUUUGGGUACAGGAGCAGCAAUCUGGUCUGGCACAGCUCCAGGCCACUGCUAAUCUCCUGCGCGAUGCUGAGACCUCACCCGAACGGCUGGCAGAAUUGAUUGAGAAACUUCGCUUGAUCCAAUCUUUCGCCAUCUCCAAAUCAUCUAGUAUCCGUGUUCGCAUGGUGUGUGAACCGAGCAGCGCACAUCAGAAUGAAGGCGUUUUGCAGAAAUGGCUGGCUGGCUUGCCCCAGAUCCGCUCACCUACAUCUGUGGAUGCCGGUUCAACGCAGCAAAUUUCUAGUAAAGCAUUUUAUGAUAUGCCUUACAAGGUUUACUACUCGGGGCUAGCUAUGCAAACGGUCCCGUUCGUUCACAAAUCCAGUGCACCACUUAGCGUGCUCUCUCAACUCCUUACACAUAACUAUCUUCACCCGGAGAUUCGGGAGAAAGGAGGUGCGUAUGGUGCCGCAGCCAGCAACGGUCCGGUCAAGGGUAUUUUUGCCUUGACCAGUUAUCGGGACCCGAACCCCCUCAAUACUCUGAAGGUGUUCCAGAACAGCGGCAUUUUCGCCCGUGACCGUUCUUGGUCUGAGCGGGAAUUAAACGAGGCCAAACUAGGUAUCUUCCAAGGCCUGGACGCCCCGAUGAGUGUUGAUGAGGAAGGAUCCAGAUAUUUCAUGAGUGGCGUCACGCAUGAAAUGGAUCAGCGCUGGAGAGAGCAGCUCCUCGAUGUCACUGCGAGGGAUGUUAAUGAGGUUGCACAGACUUUCUUGGUGGACGGCCCCCGGCAAUCUGUGUGCCUUUUGGGCGAGAAAAAGGAUUGGGCAGAGGAUUGGGAGGCUGCCCCUGCCCAUGAGAUUGUGUCAUUAGCGGAGGGUGGACAAUGCCCAACUUUCUUGCCUCACUCGGCACAGUCUGAUCCAACUGCAGGGUCAGUUCUCAAUCGGCUGGACCGAAUUGAAGCCAUUCUAGGUAUUCAUAAAGGAAGAUAUGCCGCAGGGGCAAUUGGGCUUGAUUCGGAUCAAGACGAAGAGACCAAUGUGCCAAAUUCCGAACUCUCGAAAGCUGUCAGACAUCUGAGACUCAUAUCUCGCCCACCACAAGAUAGUAGUCUUUGGUCCUACCCCACAGUUAAGAGUCUAUGGGAAACAUUUCUCAAUAAUCUACCACUAUUGCACUUUCUAAAAGACCACAGAGCUUUCUCAUCCCCUUCGCCCCUGUUGCUUGCUUCCGUGCUCUACAUAUCUGCACUCCAUAACCCAAUUAAGGAACUCGCAUCAUUGGCAGGUGAGUAUUUUGUAGCCACUUGUGAUGCAAUCACUGAACUGGUUAUCCCAACUCCUCUACCAAAUGUCCUCGGCAGAUUUAGAUCACAUCCUGCAGGUCAGAAUCAUCAAAGCUGUAAAGAUGAAGACAAGACGUUCCAGAAUAUCCUGGGCCUUAUAAUGGCUAGUCUGGUAUCUGAGGCCUACAUUGAGACCACUGACAAGUGGAUAGCAAUUGCCUACCGACUCUUGCUAGACAGUUGCCCAACUGACUUGAAUGACUUGUCUCAAGACUGGUGUGGUCUACUUUCUGGUAUUCAGGUGAUUGAUAUCGAGCAUGCGUCCAUGCACAUGUGUCAUCCUCUCCUACCUAGGCAACCACCUACUCCAGCUCUCCAACAAUUAAACAGCCACGAGGGGGAUGCAUAUCGGGGUCUAACACAGAUUAUGCACCAGGGACUCAGUCAUUUCGUGGGACGGGGCCUACCUACUAUAUGGUCCUUCGUUAGCUCCACUGGAAUCGACACCAUAAGUCAUGUCCGUACACCCUUCACGGAGGAAGACUCGAGGGUUAUCCGACUCUGGGCACGGAGACUUGAUGACUGGCUUGUCCGAUACAAUGGGACAUCUCAACCCUCUCCAUCAGACCGUCAAGGAAUACUCAUUCUUUUACAAUACCACCUUCACAAACUAUACGUGCUGUCGAUCUAUCAUCCAGCCCGCGGAUUUGACAUGAGCUCCACAAACAUUACUCCAUCAGAAAGGCAUGAAUUGCUAGUAUCAGCACGAACCGUGCUACGACUCCGCCAAGAUGAUGCUAGUAUAUGGUCUAACUGGGACCUCAUAAUGAUAACAUGGGCCGCGAUGCUCCUCUUGCGGGGUGUGGAGGAUGGUAUGAUACGCCAAGAUGAUCUGGGUCUUAUCCAAACACAUAUCAACAGCCUAGAGCGAAGCGAUCCUUCGGUACCUAGCAUUCAUAGAGUGCUUGCGGAUCGGAUUCAGUCCAGCAUGCAGAGCAUGCACACUCCCCCUGAUAUGAGCAAUGAGCUACCUUUACCACCAUCCAACUUGGAGCAUUCGUGGACAAUAUUUGAUCAAGAGAUAAUGUCACUCGCAAACCCGUCCUGGCUUUUCGAAGGGCCUUCAGUCGCACGGUACACCGAUGGCCUGACCGCCACCAGCCCCAGUAGCUUUGACUCUAACAAACAGUGGGGCUCCACAGAACAGCUGGCUCGUAUGCGAAUGUCAAGGUUUAAUCCAGCAUUCGGCCAUGGGAAAGCAGCGGGCAAUGAUCACUAUUUGCUAUGA
Molecule: messenger RNA, 4818 nt
Organism: Aspergillus pseudonomiae
Lineage: Eukaryota; Fungi; Ascomycota; Eurotiomycetes; Eurotiales; Aspergillaceae
Gene: cym1
Product: pitrilysin family metalloprotease cym1
Exons: 9
Coding region: 1-4818 (1605 amino acids)
Biological process (GO): protein processing
Cellular component (GO): mitochondrial matrix
Molecular function (GO): metal ion binding
Source: RefSeq, a predicted model, not a curated record